Procambarus clarkii (red swamp crayfish) is the source of this 1467-nucleotide messenger RNA. Its product is annotated as immediate early response gene 5 protein. The record is from RefSeq and is a predicted model, not a curated record. NCBI's taxonomy places the organism in Eukaryota, Metazoa, Arthropoda, Malacostraca, Decapoda, Cambaridae.
CCUACUUUCACCCGGGACGCGAGAAGCAGCCCAGAUUCACUACCGAGAACAUCUCUAGAGGAGAAACGUUAUUGACGCAGAGGUGUACCAAGAGUACGCUUUAAGUUAUUUGGUAGUGGUAGUCUGCAGCAAAUAAUGGCGUGUGAUUCACGUGCUGGAUUGGAGGCCCAAAAGCUGAUCAGUAUCUCCCUUGGGAAGAUGGCGGCGUCUCGUGUGGGACGGACUGGUGCGUCUCUACACAAAUCUCUGCUGGUGGCGUCAGUGUUGCACCGCGCUCGCCAUGUCUUCCUGGAGGAGAGUUACCACGUUCACCGAGCCGCCCACCCCGAAGCUUACGCCCAGCCGCCCACUUCUCCCCCGCCCUCACCACCAGUCAUCACGGUUUACGCUCCUUUGCACCCGCCGGCGCCAUCUGCGACGCCUCUUCCGCCCACGGAGGAUAACUGCGACGCCGAGGACAAGGAAAACCGUGUAUGCGAUAAGCAGGAGCAGCAGGCUGCUGAAGGAGGAAGAGCCCCGCUAUGUGAGAGCAACAAUCGUGUAGCGGCUCUCAAGAGACGUCGGUGUGUGAGCCAGCAAGAGACUCAGGAGGCGGUGUGGUCCAUCCUGCCGAAGCGACCCCGCACCACCUCGGAACCUCGCACCUGCCCUGCCCCAGACCCCGCCCCGGACACCGCCCACAGCCCCCACCAGGACACUGAGUCCUGCGGCAGCAGCAUGGAAGUUGAACACAUUACUUCGCUCGUCUCCAUCUUCAGCUUCGGUGGUCAGCGUGUGGACUUAUGUGGCGCGCAAGCAGCCCGGGAGGACCUGGCCCAGUAUCAGCCUGUGGCUCUAGCCGUGUGAGGGACUCGUCAGUCCCAACCCGUGUUACCUGCAGUACCUGACGAGGCUCUGGCCCACGCCUGCUAGUCAACUACCCAGGCAAGCCUCCUUCCUCACGCCCCGCCAGGAUUAUCCCACUAGAGUGAUGGACUACCCACGCCCGUGGACAACUCCGUCAGCGGUGGACGCCUGUACUUCGCCAGGGAGGGUCCUCGCCGCCACACCUGCACCAUGACGACGAGUGUUGGCAGGAGCCACUGGGAGCCUGGGUAGUGUUGGUGAUGAAGUGCUCUGGUCUUGACCGAGUGCUGCUCAAAUGGUGUUCUAGAUGUAGCAGGGAGUCCUCUUUAAGUGGUUACGUGAGGGAAGUAAUCUAGAGUAAAGUAUCGGAGGAUUACUCUUGAGUGAAGCGUUGGAGUGGCAGUGUUGGAGGAGGUGCCAGGGACGCUGCGGCUCGCCAUGACGGUGGCCGCUGUGUGCGUGUUGCUCUCUGCACCCACACGUCUCAUGUGAUAUUGUACAUAAACUGUACAAAAGAUGAUUAUAUUUAUCAUUGGCUUUCUGUGCCAGUGGAUUUUAUGAAAUAUACAUAUAUAUUUUAUAUACUCAUGUUGGAAAAUGUAAUAAAAUGUCAAAAGUUUA